This is a messenger RNA of Corylus avellana, 408 nucleotides long. Lineage: Eukaryota; Viridiplantae; Streptophyta; Magnoliopsida; Fagales; Betulaceae. The record is from RefSeq and is a predicted model, not a curated record.
AUGGUAAGGCCUCCUUGCUGCGACAAGCUGAACCUUAAAAGGGGUCUCUGGACUGAAGAGGAAGAUGCAAAGAUACUUGCACAUGUCUCAAAACAUGGCACAGGAAACUGGACUGCUGUUCCUAAAAAAGCAGGACUUAAGAGAUGUGGGAAGAGCUGCAGGCUAAGGUGGACUAACUACCUGAGGCCUGAUCUUAAGCAUGACAGCUUCACACCCCAAGAAGAGGAGAUGAUUGUCAGGCUUCAUUCUGCCAUUGGUAGCAGGCCAGUUAGUUUGCGUUGGAGUUUCAUGUUGCUAGUGCGCAUGCAUGCACUUGAUCACCCCGAGCCAGAGCCCAAGCCCAAUAUCAAGUCGAGUAGGGGUAGUAUCUGUUCGGUUGAUAUCGGUAGGGGUUUUUUGGCCUACUGA